Molecule: messenger RNA, 1014 nt
Organism: Trichoderma asperellum CBS 433.97
Lineage: Eukaryota; Fungi; Ascomycota; Sordariomycetes; Hypocreales; Hypocreaceae
Gene: RPN11
Product: multicatalytic endopeptidase
Biological process (GO): protein deubiquitination; proteasome-mediated ubiquitin-dependent protein catabolic process
Cellular component (GO): proteasome regulatory particle, lid subcomplex
Molecular function (GO): proteasome binding; metallopeptidase activity; protein binding
Source: RefSeq, a predicted model, not a curated record
AUGGAGCGAUUUAGGAAUCUGUUGGGCGGAGGUGGCAUGGGGUUGGGAGGAGUUACUCCAGGCACGGAUAACAUUAGCCUGAUCGAUAACUCCGAAACGGUCUACAUCUCAUCCCUAGCCCUGCUGAAGAUGCUCCGGCACGGCCGAGCAGGCGUGCCGAUGGAAGUCAUGGGUCUCAUGCUGGGCGAAUUCGUCGACGAUUUCACAGUCAAGGUCAUGGACGUGUUUGCCAUGCCCCAGAGCGGAACAGGAGUCAGUGUUGAAGCUGUCGAUCCUGUAUUUCAGACCAAGAUGAUGGAUAUGCUGCGGCAGACUGGAAGACCGGAAGCUGUCGUCGGAUGGUAUCACUCGCACCCUGGAUUUGGCUGCUGGCUUUCUUCUGUUGACAUAAAUACUCAGCAGUCGUUUGAGCAGCUAAACCCCCGUGCAGUGGCAGUUGUUGUCGAUCCUAUACAGUCAGUCAAAGGCAAGGUCGUCAUCGAUGCUUUCCGACUUAUCAACCCACAACUACUCAUGAUGGGCCAGGAGCCUCGACAGAGCACAAGUAACCUGGGACACUUGAACAAGCCAUCCAUCCAGGCUUUGAUCCAUGGACUCAACCGACACUACUACUCGAUUGGCAUCAACUACCGCAAGACGGCACUAGAAGAGAAUAUGCUCAUGAAUCUCCACAAGCACGUAUGGACGGAAGCUCUAGAAAUGGAUGAUUUCCGGACGGAGGGACAGAAGAACAAGGAGCGUCUGGAAAGACUAGUCAGCCUGGCAGAUGGCUACGAGAAGAGAGUCAAGGAGGAGACUGAGCUGACUAAGGAGCAGCUCAAGACCCGUUACGUUGGCAAGCUGGACCCCAAGAAGCACUUGGAGGACGUGGGCCAGGAGCUGAUUGAAGACAACAUCGUGUCGGUGUCGAGGCAAAUGAUUGACAAGGAGGCGACGAUGCCAAAGAAGAACGGGGCAUUGGGAGCGGCUGCCCAAUCAAAUGAAGACCAGAUGGAGACAGAGGAGGAGUUAUAA